This is a messenger RNA of Aspergillus fijiensis CBS 313.89, 1361 nucleotides long. Its product is annotated as 4-nitrophenylphosphatase. Gene Ontology annotation, molecular function: phosphoglycolate phosphatase activity; alkaline phosphatase activity. The record is from RefSeq and is a predicted model, not a curated record. The transcript has 5 exons. NCBI's taxonomy places the organism in Eukaryota, Fungi, Ascomycota, Eurotiomycetes, Eurotiales, Aspergillaceae. The coding region runs from base 184 to 1131 and encodes 315 amino acids.
ACGAGCCGGACGAGAGCCGGACGAGAGCCGGAAUAGAGUGUGCCGCAUCAAGACUUCUUAUGACUCAAAUAAUUUUUAGAUUUUCGUUUUCUCCUUGCUCCAGUACAUACGUUUGAGGCAGCAGCAUAUCGCGAUAUUGCAAUAGACCCUUAGAGCACUGCAUAUAGACCGCCGUCCACCCUCAUGGCUUCCUCCGAGUACCCCGCAUCCACCCACACUCCCCGCUAUUUGACUGGCGACGCGGCUGGCAUCCGUGAGUUCAUAGACAAGUUUGAUGUGUUUUUGUUUGACUGCGAUGGGGUUCUCUGGUCCGGGGACCACCUUUUCCCCGGCACUAACGAGACAUUAGAACUGUUGAGAAGCAAAGGCAAACAAGUGGUCUUCGUGACGAACAACAGCACCAAGUCGCGCGCUGACUACGUGAAGAAGCUCGAUGGGCUGGGCAUUCCCAGCACAACGGAAGAAAUCUUCUCCUCCUCCUACAGCGCCUCAAUCUACAUCUCACGCAUCCUCUCCCUCCCGCCCAACAAACGCAAAGUCUUCGUCAUCGGCGAAACCGGCAUCGAGCAAGAACUCCGCGCCGAGAACGUCCCCUUCCUCGGCGGCACCGACCCGACCUACCGCCGCGAGAUCACGCCGGAGGAUUACAAGAAAAUCGCCGCCGGCGACCCCAGCCUCCUCGACCCGGAGGUUGGGGUGGUGCUGGUCGGCCUCGACUUCCAUGUGAACUACCUCAAGCUGGCGCUGGCGUUCCACUACAUCCGUCGGGGCGCGGUGUUCCUGGCUACGAAUAUCGAUUCGACGCUGCCGAAUGCGGGGACGUUGUUCCCCGGCGCGGGGUCGAUGAGUGCGCCGUUGAUCAUGAUGUUGGGGGGCCAGGAGCCCGUGUCGUUGGGGAAGCCGAACCAGGCGAUGAUGGAUGCGAUCGAGGGCAAGUUUCGGUUUGACCGGGAGAGGGCGUGUAUGGUGGGGGAUCGCGCGAAUACGGAUAUCCGGUUUGGGGUUGAGGGGAAGCUGGGGGGCACGCUGGCGGUUUUGACGGGGGUGAGUAGUGAGGAGGACUUUUUGCGGGGGGAGGUCAGGCCGGCGGCUUAUUUGGAUCGGUUGGCGGAUUUGCUGGGGUGUGAGUGAUUCAAUUUAGGGUUUGUUCCUGGGUGGGAUGGGAAUGGGGAAUAUUUUGAAUUGAGAGGGUCUAAGGCUUGGGGGGGAUGGAACCUAUUGACGUAACCCGGGGUAGUUACUACCUUAUUUUGGACAACCGGAAGGGGGGUGGGUUGUGAUAGGUUUUGGCUCCUCUCUUCCCGUCUUGUGUACGGGUUUAGGUUGCAUAGAUUAUAGAAUACAGGAGAUAUUCCCCCACC